GAGAGUUUCAUUCACAACCACUGAGGUUGCUUUGGAGAACUUGUAAGCACACCGUGAAGAGGAAGGCAUUGGAAUGAACAAACUCAUAUUUUUUGUUGCUCUUCUAUCUGCGGAGAUUUUGUCAUGCGAGGGAGCCAACCCUUGCUGUUCAAUGCCAUGCGAGAACCGAGGGGUGUGCACGUCGACAGGCUCCAAAUCGUAUGAGUGCGAUUGCACAAGAACUGGAUUUUACGGCGAGAACUGUACCACACCGGAAGUCUUGACAUGGGUUAAAACAAAAUUGAAGCCGACCCCAAACACUGUACAUUACAUUCUAACGCAUUUUAAAGGAUUCUGGAAUAUCCUGAACAACAUUCCGUUUUUAAGGGAUGGCAUCAUGCGUUAUGUAUUGACUUCGCGGUCACAUUUGAUUGACAGCCCCCCUACCUACAAUUCAGAUUAUGAUUACAAAAACUGGGAAGCCUAUUCAAACCUCUCCUAUUACACACGGACCCUACCUCCUGUACCUGAAGAUUGCCCAACACCCAUGGGAGUUGUGGGGAAGAAAGCAUUGCCUGAUGUUAAGCUGGUGGUGGAGAAGUUUUUGCUGAGGAAAAAGUUCAUCCCAGAUCCUCAAGGCACCAGUCUAAUGUUUGCAUUCUUUGCUCAACAUUUCACCCACCAAUUCUUUAAAACAGAUGUAAAACGAGGGCCAGCCUUCACCAGCUCUCUCGCUCAUGGGGUGGACUUAAGUCAUGUCUAUGGAGAUAACAUGGAGAGGCAGCGCAAACUGAGACUCUUCGAGGAUGGCAAAAUGAAGUUUCAGAUGGUGGAUGGGGAAGUGUAUCCUCCUACUGUGAAGGAGGUCCAGGCUGACAUGCACUAUCCACCCCAUGUCGCUGAGGAGCACCGCUUUGCGGUGGGCCACGAAGCAUUCGGCCUGGUUCCAGGACUCAUGAUGUAUGCUACCAUCUGGCUUCGUGAGCACAACCGGGUCUGUGAUGUGCUGAAACGGGAGCACCCUGAUUGGGAUGAUGAGCGCCUCUUCCAGACCACACGCCUCAUUCUGAUUGGUGAGACCAUUAAAAUUGUGAUUGAGGACUAUGUGCAGCACCUGAGUGGCUACCACUUCAAGCUGAAAUUCGACCCUGAACUGCUGUUCAACCAGCGCUUCCAGUACCAGAAUCGUAUCUCGUCUGAGUUCAACACCCUCUACCACUGGCAUCCCCUGAUGCCUGAUGCCUUCCACAUCCAGGAGCAGGUCUACAGCUACAAGCAGUUUCUCUUCAACAAUUCUGUAGUCAUGAACCAUGGCAUCCACAACCUGGUUGAGUCCUUCACCAAGCAGAUUGCAGGCAGGGUUGCUGGGGGUCACAAUCUUUCUCCAGCAUUGAUGAUGGUCGCCAUGAAGUCCAUCGAGCACAGCAGGCAGAUGCGGUUUCAGUCAUUGAAUGAGUACAGGAAACGCUUCUCGUUGAAGCCCUACACAUCCUUCCAAGACAUGACAGGGGAGACAGAGAUGGCAGCAGAACUCGAAGAGCUGUAUGGAGACAUUGAUGCAAUGGAGCUGUAUCUUGGCCUACUGGUGGAGAAGCCCAGGCCUAAUGCUAUCUUCGGGGAGACCAUGGUGGAAAUGGGAGCCCCAUAUUCUUUGAAAGGACUCAUGGGGAACCCUAUCUGCUCCCCAGAGUACUGGAUGCCGAGCACCUUUGGUGGCAAAGUUGGUUUUGAAAUUGUUAACACUGCCUCCCUGCAGAAGCUAGUGUGUCUUAACCUAAAAGGGCCCUGCCCAGUGGUGUCCUUUCAUGUGCCUGAUGUAAAAGACGCAGGGUCGGCUACUAUCAACUCUAGCACCUCACACUCAGGACAAAGUGACCUUAACCCUACUGUUGUUCUGAAAGAAAGAACCUCCGAAGACAGAACCUCUGAACUUUAAAAAAAAAAAAAAGUUACCACUGGAAGUCAACCAUGUUUAUGAAUUAAUUUAUUAAUUUAUUUGUAUUUAUUUACAAAAUAUAUUUUUAUCAUGCAUUUUCAGUGUGUUUUACUUCUAUGAGCAUUGACUGAACUACAUUGUCUUUUUUAUUAUAUUUAUUUGUUUUGUGUCUAUUUAUUUAAUGUAUAAUUUUAAGUGCAAUGAUACCAUAGCACUCUUUCAUUGCCCGACUUUUAUGUGCAGUUUCUAUUAGUUGUGUUUGAUCAGCUUUGUAAUACUUGAACUGAUAAUACUAGUUUACAAUAAUGUGAACAAUCUAUGUAAAUCCUGUGAAAUUCCACAAUGAACAGAGCACUGAGUGCCUGAGACAAUAUGUGGCAAAAAAGGCAGAUGCACUGAGAUUUUUUUGUGUAAAAGUGUAUUUUUAUUAUGAAACUGAAAUAAAACACAAAUUUUUCCACAAACAA
Messenger RNA from Conger conger (European conger), 2382 nucleotides. RefSeq names its product prostaglandin-endoperoxide synthase 2b (gene ptgs2b). The transcript is spliced from 10 exons. Gene Ontology annotation, molecular function: peroxidase activity; oxidoreductase activity, acting on single donors with incorporation of molecular oxygen, incorporation of two atoms of oxygen; prostaglandin-endoperoxide synthase activity. The record is from RefSeq and is a predicted model, not a curated record. NCBI's taxonomy places the organism in Eukaryota, Metazoa, Chordata, Actinopteri, Anguilliformes, Congridae. Gene Ontology annotation, biological process: response to oxidative stress; cyclooxygenase pathway. Gene Ontology annotation, cellular component: neuron projection; cytoplasm. The coding region runs from base 74 to 1915 and encodes 613 amino acids.